Molecule: messenger RNA, 1928 nt
Organism: Pseudo-nitzschia multistriata
Lineage: Eukaryota; Bacillariophyta; Bacillariophyceae; Bacillariales; Bacillariaceae
Source: the annotation of a GenBank genome assembly
CAUCCAUAAUAUCUGUUUCCAAAAGGAUCGGAAGCCACACGUUUUUGAAACCAAACAAAAAAUGAUCAAGAUUGCUGCCCCUGCAUUUGCACUGCUAAUGAGUGGGUUCGCCGCCGCUCAAAAUGGUUCCGACCAGGACCAGAGUGCCACCCUCGUGGGAAACCUUGUCGACGACUGCGUGGUCGAUUUCGAUCCCAAUGCCGGCGUCGACUACUUCCCCAACAAGUAUUCGAAACCCAUCAUCAAGAGUUACGGCGACAGGGAUAUUUUCGGCGAGAAAUUCGUCCCCCACAAUACCACCGACUUUCUCGACAUCGAAUACUUCAACACAUACAAGAUUGUUACUAAUCUCCACCAGGAUCCGCCCAAAAAAUACCUGCUCUACCAGUGCGGAACGCAGAUCCCCGAAGAUGUCGAUGUCGACAGCUUUGAUUUGGUCACGUCGGUUCCCCACAAGGGCGGCCUCGCACUCACUGAGACCCCACAGAUCCCGUACGUGGAACUCCUCGGAUUGCGCGAGUCAAUCGUUGCGUACAUCGGCGACCCCUUUUACGUGACCAGUCCCUGCAUGACCCACAUGAUGGAAGGGGAGACACCCAUGAUCGAAACCGUGCACAAUUACUCCAUCCAAGAAGAGCUCAUCGACGACUUUCGCGAACGAAAUCCCGAUGCCAUCAUCGUUUCCGGACCGAGCAACAACGUGGUAGGCGAACAAGUUAUCGUCUCCUCCGCUACCCAGGAACGCACCAAUGUCGCCACGUUCGAUUGGAUUUCUUUCUUUGCGGCCUUUUACAACAUGGAGGGAGAAGCGAACCGAAUCACCUCCAACAUGCAAGAGUCCUACGACUGCAGUAGCGACGUUGCCAGUUUCAUGGCAGCCGAGCAACGAGAACUCGAAGCCGAGGAAGGACCCACAAUCAUGUGGGCCAAUUACCUCACCUACCAGAACUUGGGAUGGAGUGUCGGCGAAUGCCCAACCUGGGACCAUGCGUACUACUGCGAAUAUGCCACGCAUUGCGGAGCGACCGUUUUGACUCGCCCCGAAGGAGUAGGCGUCAACAAGACAUGGGGAUCUCCUACCGUCUAUUGGUACCUGAACGAUGAAGAAAUGCUAGACAUGGGUAUGGAUGCCGACAUUCUUAUCUAUUCGGGGUCAGACUGGAACGAAAUUUACGCACUGAAAAACGAGACCCUCAACAAAAUGAAAGCCGUUCAGAACGGACAAGUCUACGACGUUCUCGGCCAGGGUAGCUCCGCCUGGUACGAACAGCGAUACGCCGAAUACGACGUCGUCGGUUUGGACAUGUGCAACAUCGUUGGCUAUGCCCCAGCCUCCGGCCACCAAAACCGUUGGUUCCGCAACGUGUUCACCGAUCCCAUUGGUGAAUUGGAAGAGUGCGAUGUCUUGGGAGGGGAAAUCUCGGAACCCUACGUGCCACCACAACAAGAAUGCGUCCGACCGUUGAUUGCUCCCUCGGAUGACGCUGGCUCCGAGGACACCCUUAUGCCGGAACCUUCUGCUUCGGCCGACGCCGGCUCAGAGGACGCCCCGAUGCCGGAACCCGCUGCUCCAACGAGUGACGAACCGUUUGCCACGGUUCCUGCCACUACCGGUCUCGAAUCAGCCGCUACACGCCCCGUCACGAUCGGGACUGCUACGAUUUUGGCUGCUGUUGUUUUUUUCUUGUAAUAGAGGGGCUUGCGGAGAGAGGCAGCCAGGAAAAUUGUUUUUCGUCGGAUUGUCGAAUCGAAGUACAUGGGACACUACGUGAAUAAACUUCCAGUCUAGAAAAAGUGAUUUUGUCUGUUUUUUCCUAACACUGCACAGUAUUAUGAAUUAGCUGCUUUAAGAUGUCUAGAAAAAUUGGUUUGCUCUGAUUUGUACGAAAAACCAUCGUCCGGUUGGAAAAUAGAUUAUGUACUUUUGC